Closterium sp. NIES-65 is the source of this 5526-nucleotide messenger RNA. The record is from the annotation of a GenBank genome assembly. NCBI's taxonomy places the organism in Eukaryota, Viridiplantae, Streptophyta, Zygnematophyceae, Desmidiales, Closteriaceae.
AUGGGUGCUGGGGGCAUAGAGAAGGGUGUAGAGAAGGGUGUAGAGAAGGGUGUAGAGAAGGGUGUAGAGAAGGGUGUGGAGAAGGGUGUAGAGAAGGGUGUGGAGAAGGGUGUGGAGAAGGGUGUAGAGAAGGGUGUGGAGAAGGGUGUGGAGAAGGGUGUAGAGAAGGGUGUAGAGAAGGGUGUGGAGAAGGGUGUGGAGAAGGGUGUGGAGAAGGGUGUGGAGAAGGGUGUGGAGAAGGGUGUAGAGAAGGGUGUGGAGAAGGGUGUGGAGAAGGGUGUGGAGAAGGGUGUAGAGAAGGGUGUAGAGAAGGAUGUAGAGAAGGGUGUGGAGAAGGGUGUGGAGAAGGGUGUGGAGAAGGGUGUAGAGAAGGGUGUGGAGAAGGGUGUGGAGAAGGAUGUAGAGAAGGGUGUAGAGAAGGGUGUGGAGAAGGGUGUGGAGAAGGGUAUAGACAAGGGUGUAGAGAAGGGUGUAGAGAAGGGUGUAGAGAAGGGUGUGGAGAAGGGUGUAGAGAAGGGUGUAGAGAAGGGUGUGGAGAAGGGUGUGGAGAAGGGUGUAGAGAAGGGUGUGGAGAAGGGUGUGGAGAAGGGUGUGGAGAAGGGUGUAGAGAAGGGUGUAGUGAAGGAUGUAGAGAAGGGUGUGGAGAAGGGUGUGGAGAAGGGUGUGGAGAAGGGUGUAGAGAAGGGUGUGGAGAAGGGUGUGGAGAAGGGUGUAGAGAAGGGUGUAGAGAAGGGUGUGGAGAAGGGUGUGGAGAAGGGUGUGGAGAAGGGUGUGGAGAAGGGUGUGGAGAAGGGUGUAGAGAAGGGUGUGGAGAAGGGUGUGGAGAAGGGUGUGGAGAAGGGUGUAGAGAAGGGUGUAGAGAAGGAUGUAGAGAAGGGUGUGGAGAAGGGUGUGGAGAAGGGUGUGGAGAAGGGUGUAGAGAAGGGUGUGGAGAAGGGUGUGGAGAAGGAUGUAGAGAAGGGUGUAGAGAAGGGUGUGGAGAAGGGUGUGGAGAAGGGUAUAGACAAGGGUGUAGAGAAGGGUGUAGAGAAGGGUGUAGAGAAGGGUGUGGAGAAGGGUGUAGAGAAGGGUGUAGAGAAGGGUGUGGAGAAGGGUGUGGAGAAGGGUGUAGAGAAGGGUGUGGAGAAGGGUGUGGAGAAGGGUGUGGAGAAGGGUGUAGAGAAGGGUGUAGUGAAGGAUGUAGAGAAGGGUGUGGAGAAGGGUGUGGAGAAGGGUGUGGAGAAGGGUGUAGAGAAGGGUGUGGAGAAGGGUGUGGAGAAGGAUGUAGAGAAGGGUGUAGAGAAGGGUGUGGAGAAGGGUGUGGAGAAGGGUGUAGACAAGGGUGUAGAGAAGGGUGUAGAGAAGGGUGUAGAGAAGGGUGUGGAGAAGGGUGUAGAGAAGGGUGUAGAGAAGGGUGUGGAGAAGGGUGUGGAGAAGGGUGUAGAGAAGGGUGUGGAGAAGGGUGUGGAGAAGGAUGUAGAGAAGGGUGUAGAGAAGGGUGUGGAGAAGGGUGUGGAGAAGAAUGUAGAGAAGGGUGUGGAGAAGGGUGUGGAGAAGGGUGUGGAGAAGGGUGUAGAGAAGGGUGUGGAGAAGGGUGUGGAGAAGGAUGUAGAGAAGGGUGUAGAGAAGGGUGUAGAGAAGGGUGUGGAGAAGGGUGUAGAGAGGGGUGUAGAGAAGGGUGUGGAGAAGGGUGUGGAGAAGGGUGUGGAGAAGGGUGUGGAGAAGGGUGUAGAGAAGGGUGUGGAGAAGGGUGUGGAAAAGGGUGUAGAGAAGGGUGUAGAGAAGGGUGUAGAGAAGGGUGUGGAGAAGGGUGUGGAGAAGGGUGUGGAGAAGGGUGUGGAGAAGGGUGUGGAGAAGGGUGUGGAGAAGGGUGUGGAGAAGGGUGUGGAGAAGGGUGUGGAGAAGGGUGUGGAGAAGGGUGUGGAGAAGGGUGUAGAGAAGGGUGUGGAGAAGGGUGUGGAGAAGGGUGUAGAGAAGGGUGUAGAGAAGGGUGUAGAGAAGGGUGUGGCGAAGGGUGUGGAGAAGGAUGUAGAGAAGGGUGUAGAGAAGGGUGUAGAGAAGGGUGUGGAGAAGGGUGUAGAGAAGGGUGUGGAGAAGGGUGUGGAGAAGGGUGUGGAGAAGGGUGUGGAGAAGGGUGUGGAGAAGGGUGUGGAGAAGGGUGUGGAGACGGGUGUGGAGAAGGGUGUGGAGAAGGGUGUAGAGAAGGAUGUAGAGAAGGGUGUAGAGAAGGGUGUAGAGAAGGGUGUGGAGAAGGGUGUGGAGAAGGGUGUGGAGAAGGGUGUGGAGAAGGGUGUGGAGAAGGGUGUAGAGAAGGGCGUAGAGAAGGGUGUGGAGAAGGGUGUGGAGAAGGAUGUGGAGAAGGGUGUAGAGAAGGGUGUGGAGAAGGGUGUGGAGAAGGGUGUGGAGAAGGGUGUGGAGAAGGGUGUGGAGAAGGGUGUAGAGAAGGGUGUAGAGAAGGGUGUAGAGAAGGGUGUAGAGAAGGGUGUAGAGAAGGGUGUAGAGAAGGGUGUGGAGAAGGGUGUAGAGAAGGGUGUAGAGAAGGGUGUGGAGAAGGGUGUGGAGAAGGGUGUAGAGAAGGGUGUGGAGAAGGGUGUGGAGAAGGGUGUGGAGAAGGGUGUAGAGAAGGGUGUAGUGAAGGAUGUAGAGAAGGGUGUGGAGAAGGGUGUGGAGAAGGGUGUGGAGAAGGGUGUAGAGAAGGGUGUGGAGAAGGGUGUGGAGAAGGAUGUAGAGAAGGGUGUAGAGAAGGGUGUGGAGAAGGGUGUGGAGAAGGGUGUAGACAAGGGUGUAGAGAAGGGUGUAGAGAAGGGUGUAGAGAAGGGUGUGGAGAAGGGUGUAGAGAAGGGUGUAGAGAAGGGUGUGGAGAAGGGUGUGGAGAAGGGUGUAGAGAAGGGUGUGGAGAAGGGUGUGGAGAAGGAUGUAGAGAAGGGUGUAGAGAAGGGUGUGGAGAAGGGUGUGGAGAAGAAUGUAGAGAAGGGUGUGGAGAAGGGUGUGGAGAAGGGUGUGGAGAAGGGUGUAGAGAAGGGUGUGGAGAAGGGUGUGGAGAAGGAUGUAGAGAAGGGUGUAGAGAAGGGUGUAGAGAAGGGUGUGGAGAAGGGUGUAGAGAGGGGUGUAGAGAAGGGUGUGGAGAAGGGUGUGGAGAAGGGUGUGGAGAAGGGUGUGGAGAAGGGUGUAGAGAAGGGUGUGGAGAAGGGUGUGGAAAAGGGUGUAGAGAAGGGUGUAGAGAAGGGUGUAGAGAAGGGUGUGGAGAAGGGUGUGGAGAAGGGUGUGGAGAAGGGUGUGGAGAAGGGUGUGGAGAAGGGUGUGGAGAAGGGUGUGGAGAAGGGUGUGGAGAAGGGUGUGGAGAAGGGUGUGGAGAAGGGUGUGGAGAAGGGUGUAGAGAAGGGUGUGGAGAAGGGUGUGGAGAAGGGUGUAGAGAAGGGUGUAGAGAAGGGUGUAGAGAAGGGUGUGGCGAAGGGUGUGGAGAAGGAUGUAGAGAAGGGUGUAGAGAAGGGUGUAGAGAAGGGUGUGGAGAAGGGUGUAGAGAAGGGUGUGGAGAAGGGUGUGGAGAAGGGUGUGGAGAAGGGUGUGGAGAAGGGUGUGGAGAAGGGUGUGGAGAAGGGUGUGGAGACGGGUGUGGAGAAGGGUGUGGAGAAGGGUGUAGAGAAGGAUGUAGAGAAGGGUGUAGAGAAGGGUGUAGAGAAGGGUGUGGAGAAGGGUGUGGAGAAGGGUGUGGAGAAGGGUGUGGAGAAGGGUGUGGAGAAGGGUGUAGAGAAGGGCGUAGAGAAGGGUGUGGAGAAGGGUGUGGAGAAGGAUGUGGAGAAGGGUGUAGAGAAGGGUGUGGAGAAGGGUGUGGAGAAGGGUGUGAAGAAGGGUGUGGAGAAGGGUGUGGAGAAGGGUGUAGAGAAGGGUGUAGAGAAGGGUGUAGAGAAGGGUGUAGAGAAGGGUGUAGAGAAGGGUGUAGAGAAGGGUGUAGAGAAGGGUGUGGAGAAGGGUGUGGAGAAGGGUGUAGAGAAGGGUGUGGAGAAGGGUGUGGAGAAGGGUGUAGAGAAGGGUGUAGAGAAGGGUGUGGAGAAGGGUGUGGAGAAGGGUGUGGAGAAGGGUGUGGAGAAGGGUGUGGAGAAGGGUGUAGAGAAGGGUGUGGAGAAGGGUGUGGAGAAGGGUGUGGAGAAGGGUGUGGAGAAGGGUGUGGAGAAGGGUGUGGAGAAGGGUGUGGAGAAGGGUGUGGAGAAGGGUGUGGAGAAGGGUGUGGAGAAGGGUGUGGAGAAGGGUGUAGAGAAGGAUGUAGAGAAGGGUGUAGAGAAGGGUGUAGAGAAGGGUUUGGAGAAGGGUGUGGAGAAGGGUGUGGAGAAGGGUGUGGAGAAGGGUGUGGAGAAGGGUGUAGAGAAGGGCGUAGAGAAGGGUGUAGAGAAGGGUGUAGAGAAGGGUGUGGAGAAGGGUGUGGAGAAGGGUGUGGAGAAGGGUGUGGAGAAGGGUGUGGAGAAGGGUGUGGAGAAGGGUGUGGAGAAGGGUGUGGAGAAGGGUGUGGAGAAGGGUGUGGAGAAGGGUGUAGAGAAGGGUGUAGAGAAGGGUGUAGAGAAGGGUGUAGAGAAGGGUGUAGAGAAGGGUGUAGAGAAGGGUGUAGAGAAGGGUGUAGAGAAGGGUGUAGAGAAGGGUGUAGAGAAGGGUGUAGAGAAGGGUAGAGAAGGUGUAGAGAAGGGUGUGGAGAAGGGUGUGGAGAAGGGUGUAGAGAAGGGUGUAGAGAAGGGUGUGGAGAAGGGUGUGGAGAAGGGUGUGGAGAAGGGUGUGGAGAAGGGUGUGGAGAAGGGUGUGGAGAAGGGUGUGGAGAAGGGUGUGGAGAAGGGUGUGGAGAAGGGUGUGGAGAAGGGUGUGGAGAAGGGUGUAGAGAAGGAUGUAGAGAAGGGUGUAGAGAAGGGUGUAGAGAAGGGUGUGGAGAAGGGUGUGGAGAAGGGUGUGGAGAAGGGUGUGGAGAAGGGUGUGGAGAAGGGUGUAGAGAAGGGCGUAGAGAAGGGUGUGGAGAAGGGUGUGGAGAAGGAUGUGGAGAAGGGUGUAGAGAAGGGUGUGGAGAAGGGUGUGGAGAAGGGUGUGGAGAAGGAGAAGGGUGUAGAGAAGGGUGUAGAGAAGGGUGUAGAGAAGGGUGUGGAGAAGGGUGUGGAGAAGGGUGUGGAGAAGGGUGUGGAGAAGGGUGUGGAGAAGGGUGUGGAGAAGGGUGUGGAGAAGGGUGUGGAGAAGGGUGUGGAGAAGGGUGUAGAGAAGGGUGUAGAGAAGGGUGUAGAGAAGGGUGUAGAGAAGGGUGUAGAGAAGGGUGUAGAGAAGGGUGUAGAGAAGGGUGUAGAGAAGGGUGUAGAGAAGGGUGUAGAGAAGGGUGUGGAGAAGGGUGUGGAGAAGGGUGUGGAGAAGGGUGUGGAGAAGGGUGUGGAGAAGGGUGUGGAGAAGGGUGUGGAGAAGGGUGUGGUGGGGCCCGAAGGGCACCUCAACGGCGUGCUGCUCCUCAUCGUAGCACAGCAGAGUGUGCGAGUGGGUAUUGUGGUUGGAAAUGCAAGCAGGGCAUACAAGGCGAGAAGGGUGUAG